Molecule: messenger RNA, 1254 nt
Organism: Archocentrus centrarchus (flier cichlid)
Lineage: Eukaryota; Metazoa; Chordata; Actinopteri; Cichliformes; Cichlidae
Gene: zp3c
Product: zona pellucida glycoprotein 3c
Exons: 9
Coding region: 115-1254 (379 amino acids)
Biological process (GO): egg coat formation; positive regulation of acrosome reaction; binding of sperm to zona pellucida
Cellular component (GO): extracellular matrix
Molecular function (GO): acrosin binding
Source: RefSeq, a predicted model, not a curated record
GGGCUGCUGCAUGCUGGGCUUUUAUUUCUGCUGUUUUGGUCUGCCUGUUUUCAGUUUACAGAUAAAGCUAGGUAUGGUGUGUUUGGGCAAGAUCCUGAAUUAGGGUGGGAGAGAAUGGAGACAGUGACAGAUGAAGACACAACUAAAGAUCCUGCACCUAAAGAUAAACCCAAGAGGAGUGCAUUACAUGGUGAAUCUUCAACACCAGAGGCAAUGAAGUUACCCAAGUAUCUUAUUGUUCCAGCCUCCUAUGACCAAAAACAGAUUUUCAAGCCAGAAAGAGGAGCCAGACCCCUUCCUGAAUGGGCCAGGAAAAUAUUACUUGGUAGCCCUCCUGUUACUCCUUCACCGGGAGGAGCAGAAACAGGCAGGCAAACAUUGGUUGAAGUCUUGUGCCAUAAAGAGAGUUAUGCAGAUUACUUGUCCAUCAGCAAUGUGCUCCGCUUCAGACCAACCACUCCAGUUUUAAGGGAAAUGCCAUUUGAAAUCCCUCUUCAGUGUAAGUUUCCCAGGUUCUUCCACUCAUACAAAGUUGGCUUCCAUCCCAAACUACGAGGAGGAACGGUUUUCAGAGCGCUCAAAACAAAAAAACUUUUCACGCUCACCCUUAUAGAUGCAUCGGGGAAUAAUAUCACUGGGACCAAAACCUAUGCUUUGGGACAGCCAAUGUACUUUGAGGCCAGUGUACUCUACAACACCGCAAGCUCUAGAAAUAAGAGGCUCUACAUCAACAAAUGCUUCAUGACCCCCUCCAGUGACCCUGACUCAAAUCCUAAAUAUACAGUUGUUGACAACCAAGGCUGUAUGAUUGAUAGCAAGGUGAUGCUACAGUCAAAGUUCCUUGUUGGUAGCUCGAAGAUGGUUCAGAGAUUGAGUGUGGGAGCUGUCAUCUUCAAGGACCCUGCUUCCAUGACCUCAUCACAGGAACAGUACUUGCAUUGCGAGAUCUUUAUGGGGUCACCUACACCAACUCAGCAUUCAAAGGCUUGCAACUAUGAUCCAGCUGUCGGAAAUUGGAAGGAGCUGUAUGGGUUUGACACUGCAUGCGCUUGUUGUGAAUCAGUUUGCUCAUCACCACAGCAAAGAGCUUCUAGGAAGAUCAUCUCAAGUCACUCUUGGAUGGUUGACUUGAGCAGUGAGGAUGGACUUGUGGAGUAUGAGCCCAAGAUGAAGUCUCUUAAUGCUGGCAUGUUCAGCUUGGAUGAUCCUGAUACAGAAGAGUAUAAAGACUCUGUAAACUACUGGGCCCAAUAA